GCCUUCACUGUACUAGUGGUCUUGCGACGGUGGCUUACAAUAACAGUUUAGCUAGCUGCAGUUUCAACUCUAACAAAUUAAGUAUGGAAACGACUUACUUGUAGAUUUGAAAUAAUAUUACGCUACAGCACGAAGAAACAAAUGUAGAACACUCGGCGAUGCUUGCUGUUUUUUAGUUGCAUCUCUUAAUAUAGAGGUGGUUUUCAUAAAUCAUUAUGUCUACAAACUAGACAGCUAGCUAGCUUACACCAGCACAAGCUAGUUUGAUGGAGUAUGAGCUAGUUGGGUCUAGGAAGCUACCCAACGAAAACGACUUGACAACUGAGAGGUCUAAACGCGUUUUACUGUCAUUGAACAAGUAUUUCAUAUGGUAUUCAGAUAACCUGAGUCCUACAUCAUCAAGGCAAGACUACGAUUAUUCAAAUACACGGCUUUUUAUCGUUGACGCUAACAUAAUUUCGCUAAUAUUCUCGUCGGUUUUGCUUAGCUAGCUAGCUAACUUGCUAUCUGUUAGCUGGCUAGCAUAACGUCCACAACCGAUACCCGUUCUCCUGGAAAUGGUGUUUCAGUUUGAUCUUAAUUUCAGAGAGAAUUGUGCCUGGCUAUUCUGACAUAGGUAGACGCUCUGAUGUGCUCAUGGAGAAGGCGGCCUUUGAGGGGUGGCUGGAAUCAGUCUCCGCCGCCUACCUCACACUGAGCGACCAGCAGAGGAACCAGUCGCUGGACCGCCUCAUCUCCCUGAGCGGCGCCACCCAGCUCCGCCACCUGUCCAAUGGGCUGGAGACGCUGCUGAAGAGGGACUUCCUGCGCCUGCUGCCUUUGGAGCUGGCCUUCUACCUGCUGCGCUGGCUGGACCCUCAGACGCUGCUCACCUGCUGCCUGGUGUGCAAGCAGUGGAACAAGGUGAUCAGCGCGUGCACGGAGGUGUGGCAGGGCGUGUGCCGCGACCUGGGCUGGCGCAUCGACGACUCCAUCCAGGACGCGCUGCACUGGAAGCGCAUCUACCUGAAGGCCAAGCUGCGCAUGAGGCAGCUGCAGGAGGAGGAUGCCUUUGAGACGUCCUCGCUGAUCGGCCACAGUGCGCGGGUCUAUGCCCUCUACUACAAAGAUGGUCUCCUUUGCACAGGCUCAGAUGACCUCUCUGCAAAGCUCUGGGAUGUCCGCACUGGGCAGUGCAUUUACGGGAUCCAGACCCACACUUGCGCCACGGUCAAAUUUGACGAGCAGAAGCUGGUGACCGGAUCGUUCGACAACACCAUUGCGUGCUGGGAGUGGAGCACGGGUGCCAAAAUUCAGCAGUUUCGCGGGCACACAGGGGCAGUGUUCAGUGUGGACUACAACGACGAGCUUGACACCCUGGUGAGUGGCUCGGCCGAUUUCUCCGUGAAGGUGUGGGCGCUCUCAGCAGGGGCCUGUCUGAACACGUUCACUGGGCACACCGAGUGGGUCACCAAGGUUCUGCUUCAGAAGUGCGAAGUGGAGUCCAUGAUGCACAGUCCAGGAGAUUACAUCCUACUGAGCGCUGAUAAGUACGAGAUCAAGGUCUGGCCCAUCGGUAGGGAGAUCAACUGCGAGUGCUUGAAGACCCUGUCCGUGUCCGAGGACCGGAGCGUGGGCCUGCAGCCGCGUCUGCAGUUUGACGGCCGCUACAUCAUCUGCAGCUCGGACCUGGGUGUCUACCAGUGGGACUUUGCCAGCUUUGAUAUCAUCAGGGUUAUCAAGACACAGGACUUUACCAACCUCUCCCUGCUGAGCUUCGGCGAGGUGUUUGCCCUGCUGUUCGACCACAGCUACCUGUACGUGAUGGACCUGAGGACAGAGUCCGUCACGGGCCGCUGGCCGCUGCCGGCCUACCGCAAGUCCAAACGUGGCUCCAGCUUCCUGCCGGGCACCACCGCCUGGCUUAACGGACUGGACGGGCAGAACGACUCAGGCCUGGUGUUUGCCACCAGCAUGCCCGACCAUAGCAUUCACCUGGUGCUGUGGAAGGAGAACGGAUAGGGCCGCGUGCAGCCUGGCUCAGACCGAAGCCAGGAGGAAGGAGGCAGCCCACCCAAGGGUGCUCUUUGACUUCAAAACAAAACAAACAAACAAUCGAGAAAAACAGCCAACUUAGAUAUUGCAUGGACCAAAGUCUUCUUGUUUUUUGGGGUUUAUUUUUUAUUAUAAUUAAUUAUUUUGCUUUUAGGUUCUACAACUUUUUGACACACUUGCAGUUUCAUACACUCACACAUACAUGCUCUCACAAACAAGACACAUGUACACACACACACAUAUACACAUUCAUUCUGCUUUUAGAAAGUGUGAGUAGAGCGAACUGGAACCCACGCUAUGUCAGCACAAACUCGGUGGUGUGAUGUGGCCACAGGAUGUGGUUGGUGACUGAGGGCAGCAGUUGUGCUAGCUGUGCUGUCUAACCCCUGGCCCUCGGCCUGCACCGCCUUGGUCAUAAGGGAAUGAACUUGACAUGAGGAAGGCCCUGAAGCCCCACCACCCACCCUCGCCUCUUGGAGUUUGUGCCAAGCUGUUGAUUCACAGUAAAGGAAGCCAUCGCCAUAAUCACCUCAUUACGCCAUGUGUUUGACUCGUAAUACUACUGGUGAGCAAAUCCUGGAGGAGAUGUUGCCUUAAAGUACCACGUUUCUAAUUUUUUUUUUUUUUUUUUUUUUUGGUGGCUAAAUGUCUUUUUUCGACAGAUCCAUCCAUCCAUCCAUUCAUAACAGCACAGGUUAAAAAACUUCACAUUAGAACCAGUUAACCACCACACACUGUUAUAAACGUCAAGCAUGGAUAAAUAAAAGUCCUUUGGGUCGGACAACAUUUAGCUGUUCCUCUAUUCUUCCUUUCACUCUACGUGAAGUAAUCCUCAUUUUCUUUUUUUUUUUUUUUAAAAAAAUACUUUCAGAAAGCCACCGUGUGCAUCUUCGACAAUGUACGGGGGUUUCUUAACAUUUCUGGGUUGUUUUGAGGUUGUUUUUUCUGUAGUCUUGUGCCUUUCUUACAUAAACACACUUACUUUUCAAACAUCUGAGCCAUUUUAGUAAAGGUGCAAUAAUAUGUAAUGUACGUGAGCAGGAGGUGUACUCGUAACCCUGCUCUUCUCACACAAGUCCCAUUACUAAACCUGUGUACACUACUAUGUGUAGUCUUUUUUUAAUCAUUUUAAAGUAUUGUGAGCAACUACCACUACCUAAGCUCUGCACAAUUGGUUUAAGAACCGGAAGCACUGGCUUGGGCAGUUAGGUUAUUUGGCUGAGGCUUUUUGCUCUGGCAUCCCUUCUCUCCUCUAUGUACCAGUAAUUGGUUCGGAGUUAUUCAGAUCAGGUUAAUUAGUGAAAGUUACGGCAGGUUUGAGGUCAUGCCCGUGACAUACACAGAUAUUGUAUGUAACAAGUCUUCCACAAGAGUGGAUAAGAAAUGCAGGCAUUAAACUGCUUAAAAAAUGCAUGUCAUGAAUUUACAGAAUACUGUAUGUGCACCUGGGGGGGAAGAGAGGAGCGAGUCAGGCACUGUUUUAAGCUUUUCUUCUGCCAUAGUGCACAAUCAGACCACCCAUCUCAAAGUGUGUGACUGGCUUGGCUAGAUGUUAAAAAAGUCAAAUAUGCUGCCUUUAAAAUAAAUGAAAGUAGCUAACUCUU
Messenger RNA from Alosa alosa (allis shad), 3638 nucleotides. RefSeq names its product F-box and WD repeat domain containing 2 (gene fbxw2). NCBI's taxonomy places the organism in Eukaryota, Metazoa, Chordata, Actinopteri, Clupeiformes, Clupeidae. The coding region runs from base 637 to 2001 and encodes 454 amino acids. Gene Ontology annotation, molecular function: protein binding. The record is from RefSeq and is a predicted model, not a curated record. The transcript has 8 exons.